Messenger RNA from Anopheles cruzii, 772 nucleotides. RefSeq lists its product as uncharacterized. The record is from RefSeq and is a predicted model, not a curated record. Gene Ontology annotation, molecular function: GTP binding; GTPase activity. The transcript is spliced from 2 exons. NCBI's taxonomy places the organism in Eukaryota, Metazoa, Arthropoda, Insecta, Diptera, Culicidae. The coding region runs from base 366 to 677 and encodes 103 amino acids.
GUCAGUGUAGUUCGUUUCGUUUAGUUCGUUGGAUGUUCUGUGUUAUGAGUUAAACUAAUCGUUUAAACAAUUAUAGUUUUGUGCACCGAUUGAUGUCUUGUUCUAUUUUAGCUCCGUACUUGGUCCAUCGACAAAUAGUGAAAACGCCGUCAAGCGUACCCGGCCAAACCCCGCUGCCGCCAGAUACAUACACAGCGACUGUACCCGAUCCAGCAUGUCCCCGACGGCAUGAAUUUGGUGUGCGGCGAUAUGUUUUGAAUCAGUUCAAACAUGAUAAAUUUAAGUAAGGUGUAAAGAAAUGUAUUUAGUGGAAUGAGUAUCAGUUUCGUUGCAGGUUAGACGAGUGCUGGAUGACUUGGAAUUGAAUGAGAACGAUGUGCGCAGCAACUGCCAGGGAAUCCAGCCAACCAACUGGACAAAGAGAACAUAAGCUUGUCAUGGUGGGACUGGACAACGCCGACAAGACGACCAUUCUGUACCAGUUUCUGAUGAACGAGGUGGUUCACACGAGCGAUCGGAUUGAACGUGGAAGAGGUACGCACGCAGUUUACCAGAUAACCAGUGGCCACUUCGUAAGCCGCUCACCGGUGACGGGUGUCCAUUUACCUCGUUUCUCAUUCAUUCGCCGUGCCGCGUAUUUUCGUAACGUGCACCACGCAGCUGUCAAAAGUUCAUAGUCACAACUGGUUGUUUGUUCUUUUAACGCGCCUCGCAGAUCGUGUGGAAGAAUAUCCACUUUUUGGUGUUUGUAACCAAUAGAUUGUAAUGCAAU